AUGGUCGUGAAAAAAACAGCUGCCCGGGCAAAUCCCGCUGCCCCUCCCGCUGACCCGGGCUCCCCCGCUGACCCUGCCGACCCAGAAGCCCCCGAAGCCCCCGAAGCCCCCGAAGCCCCGGCUCAGGAAGUUAAGCCAGAAGACCUACAGACAGCAGAAGAACGGGAGUUCUAUGCCCCGAAUUACUUAACUUUGACCGUCCUGAGCGUAAUUCUUUUCUUUCCCCUAGGAAUUCCCGCUGCCUUCUUCUGUUAUAAGACCUGGAAGGCUAACCAGGAGAGCCGCUGGGAAGAUGCUUACGUUAAUUCGGGACGAACUUGUUGGUUGAAUGUGUUUGCUAUACUCUGCGGGUUAGGCAUCAUUUACUACUAUGUUCUAUUUAUGUGA
Echinops telfairi (small Madagascar hedgehog) is the source of this 387-nucleotide messenger RNA. It is a transcript of the gene PMIS2, whose product is annotated as PMIS2 transmembrane protein. The transcript has 2 exons. Lineage: Eukaryota; Metazoa; Chordata; Mammalia; Afrosoricida; Tenrecidae. The coding region runs from base 1 to 387 and encodes 128 amino acids. Gene Ontology annotation, cellular component: membrane; intracellular membrane-bounded organelle. The record is from RefSeq and is a predicted model, not a curated record.